UGAUCGUGGAGCCAGCUAGUAUGGCUGAUAAAGACAGUGAACCUUGCGAUUCUUCGGAGCAAGUGUUGGAAGACACUGAUGAGAAGAUGGCUGAUGAAGGUGAAGAGCCCUGUGAUUCUUCAGAACACAUGACAGAAGAUGGCGAUGAGAAGGAGGUUGAAGAAGAUGGCGAGCCUUGUGAUUCCUCAGAACCUGUUGCAGUAGAAAGUGAUGAAAAGGAUGUAACAUCGGCGUCGACAGAGAAUGAUAGUGCGAAGGUCCCUGAAGAGUCUUCUGCAAAUGACACUGACAAAAAGGAGGAAAUGGAAGUUGCUGGUGGUGAGCAACCACAAAAGAAGGCCAAAAAGAAAAAAAGAAGUGCUGUCCCACUAGCUGACAGUGCAUUUAACCAUAAGCUGCUGAAUUUGAUCAAUGCAGCAGCUGGCCGUAGAGAAGUUCUGACAAGCGUUAAAAGAGUAAUAAGGGCUCUUAACCAAGGAAAUGCCGAGCUGGUCAUCAUGUCUGCAAAUGGACCAUACUACGAACCUGUGGAAGAGAUGCCAGAAUUGUGUAAAGAAAAGAAUGUUCCAUACAUUUAUGUAAAGUCAAUGGCAUUACUGGGUGCUGCAUGUAAUGUGGUUUCUGAUACAGGUACUAGGGUGUGUGUUCUCAUCUCCAAGGAUGGCUCUAAACUUAAACACCAGAUCAAAACUUUCAGAAAAAAAUGUGAAAGGCUCCUGGAACAGUCUGCAAAUGUUUAAUUAUAAUAUGUAUACAGCAAUUAUACUGUAAUGCUUUUAUCCAGUGCAGUAUCAAGCAACAUGCAAAUUUAUACAGUUAUGAAACCAAUAAAAAAAAUCCUGUUUAAUUGAAAAUCAUUUCACUGUAGUGACAUUUGUUGUCAUAUACAGUAGUUACAAAUUACUAAAUUUGACAGCAUUAAAUGUGUGCUUAAAGCAACCUUUUCAAUAAAUGUUUGAUUUUAA
This is a messenger RNA of Procambarus clarkii (red swamp crayfish), 965 nucleotides long. Its product is annotated as H/ACA ribonucleoprotein complex subunit 2. Gene Ontology annotation, molecular function: RNA binding. Gene Ontology annotation, cellular component: nucleolus. The record is from RefSeq and is a predicted model, not a curated record. NCBI's taxonomy places the organism in Eukaryota, Metazoa, Arthropoda, Malacostraca, Decapoda, Cambaridae.